AUGCAGAAAGAAACAUGUACAACAGGUACUUCUUCAGACACAAAACAAACACAUACAGUCACCCCUUUAAGCUGCCAACAAAUUUCACAGCCCCUAUAAGCUGACAGCGGUAAUCUUCAAGAAAACAAUUCAAACGUUUACCAUAAUCUCAAAACAGAUUAUGAGGAACACAAUCAAAGUCUGCAAAAAAACAAUUAUAUCUUAAGAUGAACUACAAGCUAUCCAUAACUUUAAAACUGAUAAUGAUUUGAUCUUUAACCAACAGACAAGGUAGAAGCAAUUGUAAUCUGGUCAAAGAUGUCUACUGGCUGAGGCAUAUAGACAUUUAAAUGACUCAAAUCACUACCAAAAACUUACUCAUGACCCAACCCAUGAGACACUAGCAGAAACUAAAAGACUUGCCAUUAUACUCCACAUAUCAGACAUAAUUGACAGCACAACACACAAAUUUCUAACAAUAGAUGCACAAGUGAACACACCAGAAAGACCAAUAAUUUCAGGCUAUGAAGGACCAACUGUUAAACUCGCUUAAUAUGCUGACCGCGUAUUCAAUUUACCAAUACACCUAAUGAUCAAGGCAUCGAAGUCUGUGUAGAUAUGUUCAAUGAAAACAAAAUAAUAACUUCAGAACUAAAACAGUUAUUGAUAUCUUAUCUCUCAUGCAUUUACAAUGAACAACCUUCUUUGCAUUUACCAAUAAACACUUUCUACAAAUUCAUGGCACCGCUAUGGGAUCACCUUGGCACCCACCUAUGCAAACAUAUAUAUGGCAAUAUAUUGGAACGGAAGCUUCUCAACGAAGCACCAUACAGUCUUAUAUAGGGCAGUUUCUUGCUGGAAACAAGAAAUUUUUUUGCUAAGAAUUUUGGCUUUUGCUGUGUCGUUAUAGACGUUAACCUAUACUGAGCGACAAAACCAAAGCAUAAACUACAAAUUAUUUUUAAUUAGUGUUGUGUUGACCGAUAUAUAAGACAUUUCUUACUUUAUACUAUAUAUAGCUUUUGCAAUUUUACCUUAGCAUUCAUGUUUAUCCUGAUGAUGAAUAAAUAUUCGUCGAAAUGUUGACAAUAUCAAAUGAAGACAUGCAGAGUGUCCCCUAUUUUGUAUUGUGUUUUAACUAUAUCGGCGAUCAUAAUUGUUAGGGCUUUUAACUGAUUACAGAUUUACACGGUGUGUUCAAAAGAAAUAAAUGUUAUAGGUUAAUAGCACCAUGAUCUAUAUAAUGCGUUUGUGGUUACUGUAACUUCAAAUGUUGCAGUUUUGAAAUGCAGUACGUCUUAAAACAACGAAUUUGGGCAAUGGGAAAUCAAACGGUCUGCGGUGGACUUAAAUAAGGGUCACUCUGUGUUAUUGUUCAUAAUUUAAAAUAUUGUACUGUCUAUUUUCUUAAUAUUUAUAGUCGAUAAAGAUGGCGUUAAGGAAGUGACAUAUUUGAUCAGUGCUGCGCUUAUUUUCUUGGUAUCGUGCGUCACAUUCUCCAUCGUGUUCACAAUGCUCUCAAUUUCAGAGUAAGUAAAAGUUUAUAUUACAAAGCGUUUGAAUUUAACCGAGAACAUUGUAUGUUCUUGAUUGAAAUUCCCGGCAUAGUACGUGCGUGGUUUAGUUGAUUGUCAUCACACUCUAGUUUAGUGCACAUGGAGGGAUAUUUAAUUUAAACAAAAUAAUUUCAUAUAGGAUAUUAUAUAAUUUAUUAACACCAUAUCGCUUUUGUAAAGUAACCUAUAGGAUUCCUUGAAACCAAUCUAAAUGUAUGUAAAAAAUUACGAUUAAAAAACUGAUUAAAUUGUUUCAUGCCGAUUAUCAACACUUUUUGUAAUUGGUUUUCAGAAACAAUUAACUACUAUUUAACACAAUGCUAUUUGAUGAAUGAUUCUCAGAAUUGUAACAUAACAAUUUGCAUAGGAAGCCAGGACCGUGCUUAGGCCCAGCCUCAAAAUUCCAUUAUCUAAGAAUAAAUUUGAACAGCAAUCAAUUUCUUAACAGCGGCGUGAAAUGAUGUAUCAAAAUGAAACACAAAGUCUGUCCACCCCGGGUGUUUGUUCCCUCCUAUUCAUAUUGGUAUAUAAUCACGCUUUGGUGGAACAGUCGUCAGAGCAAGGGGGUUAGGAUAAAACGCCGAUACGGACGGAAGGAUGGCUUAUAUUCUCGUUAAAUGUAAUUUAAGAGUCACAUCUGCGUUUUAUCAGUGUGAUAUUAAUUUCCCAACUAUAUGUUUAUCCUAACUCAUCCUGCCAACUUGCCCUGUGGGAGGAAACCGAAGCCUUCGCCCGGAGAAAAUCGGCAGAGCGUUGGCAGACGCAUUUCACAUGACUCCGUAGGGAGAAUCGAACGCACGAUCUCAGAAGCGAAAGGCACUUGUUCUGAGGGUAACGAAGAAGAAGCGCGGAUACUGACGGACGAAUGGACGUAUCUGGAUACCCGAAGAUGCGAGUUCAAGUCACGCACGAGCCAACAAAUUUUUCGUUAUUUGAUUGCAGUAUCAGAAUAAUAUGAAACUAGUUUUUCGUAUCUCUGAGGAUGAUUCUAAAAUAGAAUUGAAACACUGCUCGUCCUCUAAGGCAAGCGUUAAGUCGUCACGAAAAUAUUUCGUGCACUUAAAUUGGAUAAGACUCGCUACCAAUCCCCGUUGACUCGAUAGCUCAAUGGGCAGAGCGGCGGUCUAGAUGCCCGAAGAUGCGAGUUCAAAUCCCGCUUGAGCCAACGGAUUUUGUCGUUGCUCGAUUGCAGUGUCACAAUAAUAGGAAACUAGUUCUUUGAAUUCUAAUUCAGGACCACCCUCGAAGAUUUAAAAACAUAUUUUGAUAUUAUUCUGUCACAUGCAGAGUAAAACGAAAAAUUCGUUGUCUCUAGUGGGAUUCGAACUCCCAUCUUCGCGUUUCUUGACCGUGGCUCAACCCAUUGAGCUUUAAUUAAAGUAUGAAAUUAUAGAAUCAGUGGCGUAACGGAACCUCCUGAGUCCCCUGUCAAAUUUUUAAGUGGGGGCCUUUUUCCAAAAAAAGUUGGCGAGCGGUGGUGGUGGCGUUUCUCCGAACCAUAUUCAUUGGAAAAUGGGGUUCAAGAAAAAAAUAGUCACAAAAAGUUUUUCGACCCAUGUUUACUAAAAAGAGGGGUCCAAAUUUCACAAUUUUAAUAUAUUGCUGCUUUUGGUCGUCAUCCGUUGCAAAUUUUCGAACCCUCUAUAACAGAGGCUCGGGUCAAUUUGCCCAAUGUAUUAGCUGUUAUUGUCAUUUUGGCCAUUUUGGAUGGUGGGGCAGGCGUACGCUGCUCGUGACUGGACACCCCCAGUAACGCUACUGAAUAGAAUUGAAACACUGUGCAUUCUCCAAGACAAGCUUUAGUUAUUCGUCGCAUUUAGACCAGAUAUUACUCACUACCAAUCCUUGUUUAAGAUAUUUAUUUUCUGAUAAAUAUGCCCGAUUGUUUUUUCCUAGCAGUUGCUUCUUCUAGCUUGUUUUUUUCCUAGCAUUUGCUUCUUGUUCUUUCCUAGCAGCACUUGAAUUUUCCUAGCUGUUGCUCUCCCUGCCCUCCUGUCUUGUACACCCAUGCAGGUUCUAAAUUGUCGCCUGAUCCUUUUAUUAUUUUAGGAUCAUACGAACAAGAAGACAUGCUGAGUUAUCCAAAAGAGUUGAACGCAUUCAACUACAUGGCCAAACAUAUCCCGAUCCAAUCACAGCACCAAGUUAUCGAGGAAGUGCAUCGUUUUCCAAAUACUACAAAUAUUAA
Messenger RNA from Paramuricea clavata, 3723 nucleotides. Lineage: Eukaryota; Metazoa; Cnidaria; Anthozoa; Malacalcyonacea; Plexauridae. The record is from the annotation of a GenBank genome assembly.